AUGACUACUCCUAAUAAAGAUCCCAUUGAGGACCUCGAGCUCAAGACCAAGACAACUGUGACCUUCAGUUCCAGUCCAGUCACCCCACCAGACAGCCCCGGGAAGCUGCAGAGCAAAGAAUCUGACUAUGGCUUAAGGAAUGGGAGUACCCCUGAGGGGGGGAGCAGUGGCCCUGACCCAAGCCCUUUCCAGAAGGUCAAGGGACUGACAUGGUUCCAAGCUUUGAUUCACCUGUUGAAAGGAAAUAUUGGCACAGGUCUUCUGGGACUUCCCCUGGCGGUGAAGAAUGCAGGGCUCUUGAUUGGUCCUGUUAGUCUGUUGCUGUUGGGCAUUGUGGCUGUGCACUGUAUGGGCAUCCUGGUGAGAUGUGCUCAUCACUUGUGCCACAGGUUACAGAAGCCAUUUUUGGACUAUGGAGAAGCAGUGAUGUAUGGACUAAAGGCCAGUCCCAGCCCUUGGCUCCAGAAUCAUGCCAUAUGGGGAAGGCAUCUUGUAGGUUUUUUCCUGAUUCUCACUCAGUUGGGAUUCUGCUGUGUAUAUGUUGUUUUUCUGGCUGAUAAUAUAAAACAGGUGAUAGAAGCAGCCAAUGCAACUACUACCAACUGCUAUAGCAAUGAGACUGUGACCUUGACACAUACCAUGGACUCACGAUUCUACAUGCUCAGCCUCUUGCCGUUCUUAGUGCUGCUGGUGUUUGUCCGGAACCUCAGAAUCCUGUCCAUCUUCUCCAUGUUGGCCAACAUAUGUAUGUUUAUCAGCUUGGUUAUGAUCUACCAAUACACUGUUCAGGAUAUUCCAGAUCCCAAAAACCUACCUCUUUUUGCUGAGUGGAAGACCUUCCCUUUAUUCUUUGGAACAGCUAUUUUUGCAUAUGAGAGCAUUGGUGUGGUUCUUCCCCUCGAAAACAAGAUGAAGAACAAUAAGCAUUUCCCAGCCAUCUUGUAUGGGGGGAUGACCAUGAUUACCAUUCUCUACAUCAGCCUGGCAUCCCUGGGCUACUUGAAGUUUGGAGCAGCUAUUCAAGCCAGCUUAACCCUCAACCUACCCAACUGCUGGUUAUAUCAGUCUGUGAAGGUGCUCUACUCCCUGGGAAUCUUCUUCACCUAUGCCCUGCAAUUCUAUGUCCCAGCCGAGAUCAUCAUCCCAUUUGCUGUCUCCUAUGUGCCAAAGAGCUGGAAUUUGACAGUAGACCUGUCCAUCCGCACAGGCCUGGUCUGUGUGACAAGUGCCUUGGCCAUCCUGAUCCCCAAAUUAGACCUGGUAAUAGCCCUGGUGGGUUCAAUGAGCAGCAGUGCCCUGGCUCUGAUCAUCCCACCUCUCCUGGAGAUAGUCACCUAUUACUCAGAGGGCAUAAGCCCUAUCACCAUUAUUAAGGACAUCCUGAUCAGUGUCCUGGGCAUCAUUGGCUUGGUGGUGGGCACCUAUCAAUCACUCAAUGAGCUAAUCCAGCCACCUGUCUCUCACACCAAUGCCAACUUCACCAGCACCUUUGUACAGUGAUCUACUUCCAAGCGGAACACCUUCCCUGCCUCUCCUCAUCCCUCCACUCCCUGUGGAAGGUGAAUUCCCUGGACUAGGCCAACUGUGCCACAGUAGAAAAAGUACUGGGUCUGGAAAUGGAAGACCUAGGUUAUGUGAUGUGACUAUGGGCAAGUCACUUAGACUCUUCGAACCACAGUUUCUUCACCUGUAAAAUGAAAAUACUGCUUCUCCUUGCAGGAUUGUUGGGAGCCUCGAAUGAGGUAAUGUAUACGAAGCACUUUGUAAAUUGUAAGAUGCUAUAAAAAUAUAGCCUAUCACCACUCCUCUUAGAAUUCUCUUACUUUGGGAGCUCUCCAAAGUAGUUUUCUCUUGGCUUUGCCUCUAACUUUUUGGAAAACAUCAACUAAAGGUUUUCACUAGUUGCCUUUCAUGUAAGGAUGACCUAACAAAGCCGAACAUGUGCUUGCCAUCCAUGAAGAACUGUCUGGAGUUUGACUCCCUUUCUGACUCCUUGUCUCUGGACCUCUACCUUGUUCUUCAAAGACAAACUGACCUGUGACCUGUAAAAUAUUUAUACUCAACCAAGAGUUCUAGACUCUAAAAUGUAGUCGGGUUUUGUAUCCGAAGAGAUGCAGGCUUAAGAAGUGGGCACAUGUGUGUGAGAAAUCACCCUAAAAUCAUGAAGGGAAUUAAGAGAAGGACCUUAAGGAUCAUCAUCCAACCCUCUCCUGCUCCAGGGGAAGAGAAUGAAGCUCAGGGAGGACAAGAAGCUUGCCCCAAACUGCACCACGAGUUUAUGGUUUGACUGAGGCUAAAUGUUGGAACUCUGGCCAAACAGGGCUGAGCUCUUUCCCAUGAGACCACACCACCUUAUGCAUUAGAAUGACAGGACUAAGGGGCAGCUAGGUGGCGCAGUGGAUAGAGCACCAGCCCUGGAGUCAGGAGUACCUGAGUUCAAAUCUGGCCUCAGACACUUAACACUUACUAGGUGUGUGACCUUGGGCAAGUCACUUAACCCCAAUGGCCUCACUAAAAAAAAAAAAGAAUGACAGGACUGAGCGAGAAGGGGUCUUAGAGACUCUCUGGUCUAACACUUUCCUUUUGCAAAAGAGGAAAGUAAAGACAUAGAGAUGCGAAUGGAUUUGCCUUCAUCACAGUUGGAACUGAAACCUAGGAUUCCCAGCCUCCAUCUAGUGCUCUUUUCACUACAUCCCACAUACCUGGGGAAGGAAGAAGAGCUCUCUGCUAUGGCAGAGGACUCUGGAGGAAGAAGACAGAAAUGAUGCUAGAACACCAGAAAGACCUGAGGGCUUAGAGAAAAGUGUUGGACCUUUGGUAGGGUCCCCUCCCCUUAUAUCUCCUGACUAUGGUCGGUCACAGUCUCCAAGUGAAAAUUCUUGUUUUUUUAAAGAUGAACGGGUUAAUCUUACCAAGAAUUAAGAGAGAUCUAGCUCAGGUUAGUGGUUGGUGGGAGGGUUGGAAUAUGAAACAGCUCAUGAUCGCAAAGACCAGAAUUCAACAAGCAUUUAUUAAUUACCUUGUGUGUACAGAGUACUCUGUUAGGCACCAGGGAGGGUUUCAGGUUUAGAUAGGGUAAUGUUCUUGCCCUUCUCCCUUGCAAAGAAGAGCUUUGCCCAUCUCUUUAUUGUAUUAAGUUACCAACAUUAAA
Dromiciops gliroides (monito del monte) is the source of this 3151-nucleotide messenger RNA. Its product is annotated as proton-coupled amino acid transporter 1-like. The transcript is spliced from 10 exons. Gene Ontology annotation, molecular function: glycine transmembrane transporter activity; L-proline transmembrane transporter activity; L-alanine transmembrane transporter activity. Lineage: Eukaryota; Metazoa; Chordata; Mammalia; Microbiotheria; Microbiotheriidae. The coding region runs from base 1 to 1500 and encodes 499 amino acids. Gene Ontology annotation, biological process: proton transmembrane transport; glycine transport; L-alanine transport. The record is from RefSeq and is a predicted model, not a curated record. Gene Ontology annotation, cellular component: vacuolar membrane.